This is a messenger RNA of Sordaria macrospora k-hell, 1695 nucleotides long. RefSeq lists its product as uncharacterized. The record is from RefSeq and is a predicted model, not a curated record. Gene Ontology annotation, cellular component: fungal-type vacuole membrane. Gene Ontology annotation, biological process: macroautophagy. NCBI's taxonomy places the organism in Eukaryota, Fungi, Ascomycota, Sordariomycetes, Sordariales, Sordariaceae.
AUGAAGCAGACACUCCUCCCUCUCUUUGCGGCUGGAGCCGCUGCACUAUACGUGCCUUUCCUGGGUGUCAAGGAGAAACAACUCCUACCAAUUGCCGAGGACCAUCUUGGAAAGAAUGUUCUCUCCAAAGUUCAGGACUCCUGGGACGAUUCCGCACCCUCCAUCUACUCCUCUUUGAUCGAGAAACACAUCAUCGAGGAACUUGAGGAUACCCUCAACAAGGAUCACAAGCAUCACGACCACGAUCAUGACCACGAUCAUGACCACGACGGUGACCAUGGCGGACACCACGGCCAUCACGGCCCCCACCACCCCCCGGGAGACACCAGCAAGUCCAUCUACGAACUGAUCAAAGAGUCCAAAUACAGCGAGCGUUUCGCCAAGAUCGUCGACGAGCACGACGACAUUAAGAAGCUGCUCAACAACACCGACGGCAACAACAAGCACAACUACACCAUCUUCGUGCCUACCGACAAGGCCUUUGAAAGAUUUCCCCAUCACCCCGACCAUCCUCCCGAGGAAGUCGUCCGCCACGUCCUCCAGCAUCACAUCCUCCCCUACCGUCGACCCAUCUUUCACGAUCAUCGUCGUCAUGAUCAUGACCACCACGACCAUGAUCACGACCACCACGACCAUGAUCACGACCACCACGACCAUGAUCACGACCACCACGACCACGACCACGACCACGACCACGACAAGGACUCCUACUCCCAAGAAGAUGAACAAAAUUUCCACAUCUUAUCCUUCCCCCACCUCCUCCCCUCCCUCCACACCCUCCCCACAGAACUUCACUCCCCCCUCCUCGACCACCGUCCUCAACGCCUGCGCCUGUCCACAUCCCCCCUCUUCUUCGGCCACGGCGGCGUCCGCGUCAACUUUGUCAACCGCGUCGUCAUGCCCAACAUCUACGCCUCCAACGGGCUAAUCCACGCCGUCGACGGGAUCCUCGUCCCUCCUCCCCCGGCUCUCAAGGGAGUUUCGCUUUUGCCGUCGCUAUUUAGCACUUUCUCUCUGGCACUGGAGAAGACUGGCCUUGGUGAGGAGUUGGGUCACGACGACGAUGACGACGACGAUGACGAUAAGGACAGAGAUGACAAGAAAAAGAAGAAGAAGCAACAGGUUCCUCUAAUCAUAAUGGGAGGCGGCGAAAAGGAAGGCAAGGGAGGUACCCUCUUCGCCCCCACCAACCGCGCCUUCGCCCGUCUCGGUCCGCGUCUCAAUGCCUUCCUUUUCAACACCGAGCGCGGAAAGAAGUAUCUAAAGGCUAUUCUUAAGUAUCACUUUGUUCCGGACCAAACCGUCUACUCGGACGCUUACUACAAGGGUGGUUCUGGCGAUGAUGGCAAGUGUAUGGAGCAAGAUGGUGAUACCUCCAACAACUGCUGCCCGCCGACGCACUACGACUUGCCUACUCUCCUAAGUGAGGACGCGAGGCUGGGUGUCGAUAUCAAGAAUUGGAGGGGGUAUACGACCAUGGUUGUUAAUGGAUUUAAUCGGCCGAGUGUUUUGGAUGGGCCGGCGGCCGAUGGGGUCAUUCAUGUUGUUUCGAGCGUUUUGAUUCCGCCCCGCAGGGGAAAUGGUGAGAUGACAGAGGAGGACGUCGGGGAGAUGAGUGUUGAGGAGUUGGUGGCUAGGUUGGAGCCGUAUUUGCAUGGAGAGGGGGUUGAACGCCCGCACAAUGGAGAUUUAUAG